GGUCAGGUGAAGCUCGCGGCAGCAGCAGCAGAGGGGCGGCAUGUGUGCUGUCAGGAGGGGAUGACUGAAAGCUGGUGAGGUGUGUUUGUGGUCCAGCCCUCUUUCACAGCCGCAGCCUCAUCAACAGCAGCAGCAGCAGCAGAAACAAGAGCUCAAGAUGGUAGCAGCGCACUCCUCUUCGCAUUCAUCGGAAUCUACCGAGUGGAUUAUUUGUCUGGAUAAAAGGUAAACUAUCUUCAUUCAAAUGCGCUCACCAUCUCUAUUUAACGCAUUGAGCGGAAAAACACAGAAUUUUAGACGCGAUUUCGGUUUAUUUGUGAUGUUUCAGAGCCUGGGUUAACAUUCCUUUCAUCCCCGCAGUUUUAAUUUCCCAACAGAAUUAAUUAAAUCGUGAUACCUAUGAGGAUGCUGGCUUCAUUAUUGUGUAUGGUUACCCUGUUUGGGAAAUGAGUGUGUUAAGAGCCAACAGCCCUGGACAAACUCAAUGACCAAAGAUGUGUUUGAAGUGUAAGAAGCAAGGCUGCUAACUUUCGACAUGUGUUUGAUAUGCUUUAAAUAUGCAUAAAAAAACUGUUCUCCCAAUAAACUUCUCGUGCUGUUUAAUCACACUUGGUGAUUAAAACCAGAAAUCCAUGAUCCAAACCUACUGAUGAUUUAUACUUGAACACCCAUGAGGGAUGCACAUAAUCUGCUCCAAAUCACCAUAGAGCAGUUGAUCAGGAAAAAAAGGAAAAAGCUGCAGCACACCUGCCAGAAGAGAUAUUACCCUUCCCUGCAGCUGCAAAGGCCUACUGAAAAAAGUAAGAAAACGGGGUACCUGAUACUAAUACUGAAAUGUGUUCAGAAAGGAAAAAAAAAAGAUUUCAGAUAGUUAUGAAUCAUCAUCAUCAAAUUGCGUCACUUUUAACAGGUGCAGUGUUGCACAACUGUCUGUCACAGUGUCUGUCAUCAGCUGCAGAGAACUGCGUGUUUGGUCUUGCAACAAGAUAUGCACAAGCAGCAAUCUAUUCCAUUGUUGUGAAUUUGAUAAACAUGGUAUGCUCUAAAGUUCAACAUUUUAAGUAAGAAGCAGUAUGUGUCGUAGCCAAGGUGAUACCAGACACAUAUCUGAUGUGAACUUUUAUGUUUGUGUACUGCAGAGGGAGGAAAGACAAGCCUAGCGACAAAGAAAGGGUCCAAAGUGCAUUAGCUAUAAACAGCAUAGUGACGCAGUGUGCCAGAUGUGUUUGCACAGUGAUAUCCCUUGGUUGGAUGUAGAGGCCACCUGUGUCACGCAGAUCAAACAUAUGACUCACCUUUUCCUGUCACAUACUUUAUAAAGAGCGUCAGGUGUGCAGAGAUGAGACGUCACACUGGAAAUUUCUGCAGAAUACAUGAGAAGAAAUCAUGAAAUAAAGUUUUUCACUGUUUGAGGUAUUCGUGCUUUCAUGAGCUGCCUCAAGAUGACAGUGUUUUUAGUUGACUGGCUUGAUAGACACCUUGGCUUUGAAACUCCCACUCAUUCCUCUCUUGCUUUGUUUUCCUCAGCGUGCAGCACUUGAUGAAGUGCACUGUGCUGAAAAAACGCAGUGUGGUUUGGAGGCUUUAAAACAUUAGAUGUGGCUAAAGGUGUGAUGCUCCAGUCGAUCGGACGGAGCAUUGCGCAGAGAUAGUUUAAUGCACCCACAGGGAGUCGAAAGGUUUCCAGGGAACGCACCAUGCAGAGCCAUUUACUUGCAAGCUGUUGCUCAGUGCAGACCCCUCUAUUGAACUCUGUAAAUCAUUUUCUGGAGCUGUAAAGCCAGAACUCAUUUGCCUCUCUGAAUUAUUGAAACAUCUCAGUUUCAUCUUUUUGAAGGAUGGAUAUGGAUUCAGAAGUGAUGUAAGCUACUGUACAACCACCCACAUGUUACAUCAGAGGCGCGGGAUUCAGUGGAACAAAUCGAGGGGCAGUGUAUUGUGGCAACAGAGGAGUACAAAGGAUAAGACACACACUGACACAUCUGGGAGGACGUAUGAACCUGAUCACCAUUCCCUGCUUCAUAUAUGCUGGAAUCAGUGUAUUAAACAUCUAUGAAUACAGUUUCUUCAUGUAACCACUGUCAAAUUUUUGUAACUUAAAUAUUAUUUGUUUUCACACAUUCAUACCUUUGUUUAAAGAUAAGAUAAGAGGAACUUUAUUGGUUUGCAGAGGGAAAUUCAAUAACUACAGCAGAGUAUAACUGUGAAUUCAGACCUUUUUCGAAGUGCUCCAGACCUGCUUCAGGACCUCAUUUGCAGUUGUGCUGCUCUACCUGAACUAAACCUUAUUGCUUAUUUAAAAACAUGUACAUAUUUCUACUUCUGACCCUUCUUUUAUUCCUACAGACCAGCAGAGCGCUCCGGGGAAGAUGUUGACAUAAUCCUGGCCCGUCUGAAAAAUGUGAAGGCCUUUGAGAGGUUCCACCUGGGUCUGCUGCAGCAGAUCUGUCUGUGUGGUUUCUAUGAAUGUUUGGAGAAAGGAAUCACCUGUAACUACAAAAAUAAUACUCAAGCCAUACAUCUUGGAGAAAAUACAUGUUUUUGAAGGCAACAUGGAGGAUGAUUCUUUAAAAUGUGCUUGUUUUUUUAGUAUAUCGCCAGGGAGACAUUGGCACCAGCUGGUAUGCAGUCCUGUCUGGUUCACUGGAUGUCAAAGUCUCAGAGACAUCAAAUUACCAGGUAUGACUUGUAUGUUUUCUUUUUUUUUAAAUUUUUUUAUUUGUUUUUCCAUUUUUCAAAACAUUUUACAAUGCAACACAACAUGAACAUGGGGUGUUUCUGAUAUAUUUCAAUAGAUUGAGUGAUCAAGUACAAUUUAAUAUAGAGAAGAGAAGAAAAAAGAGAAAAAAAAUAUACAAAAGAAGGGCAUCGCAGGGAAAUAUGCAUUUUCCAUGGCUUCCAGAUGUCCUUGAAUUUUGAUUGUUGAAGCCUCAUUGAAAAAGUUAUUCUUUCCAUUACAUAAACAUCAUAUAUAAUGUCAUACCAUUCCUCUAUAGAUGGGAUGUCUGGCUUCAGCCGUUUCUUUGUAAUUGCUUUCCUAGCAGCCAUACUCAGCAUUCCAAACAGGCACUUAUUUUUCACACUUACAUUAGCUGAAUGUACAAACCCAAAAAGAAGUUCAUCCCAGGUAAAUGUAAUGUCAGUUCCAAAUACAGUUCUAAGUUCUGAAUAGACCUUAAGCCAGAAAGUAUUUAUUUUUGGACAUGUCCAAAACAAAUGAAAGUGAUUAGCUUCUUGAGAACGACACAUUGUCCAGCAGCUGGAGGAUCCUGUGUGGUGGCUAGAUUGAGCAGGAGUAGUACCUAAUGAGACACUUCCAGCCAAAUGACCUCCAUGUGUUUGAACUUGAUGACUUGUAUGUUUUCAUCAUUGGUUCCAACUGAAAAUGACAAACAAAAUAGAACUCCCAUAUUGAGUUGUACUUUGAACAAACAAUUCAUUGAGUUUAUUAACAUUCAGUCCGAAUCUAGAUUUUCCUCUAAUUUUGCACACCUUUCUGAAGCUCUGAAUAACACCGCUGAUUAUGCCCUGGUUGAAAUGAAUCAUUCAUGCAAAUUUUUCACUUCAGACCUUGAGCUGGUUUGAGAUGUGGGCUGAAAAGAGUAUUUUGCUCUUAACAUAAGGGGCCAUUUUAUGAUACAUUAAAAAAAUACUGCAGCUCUAAGAACCUUGGUCAGUGUUAGGAUGAGUUUCUUUAGCCAGUCAUGUCAGCCUUUAGAGUGGUGGAGCUGUGUCACUCAAAUACCUCAGAUACUUCAGUGUUAGAUUGCUGGAGCCAGGAGCCUCCGACAACCAUCCUCAACAUCUACCUUGUACCCAUGUUUUAUAUCACACAGGUCCCCAAAAUAUGUUCUGUCAUGGUAUUUCCUUCUAUGGACCCUCCAUAUGUUCACCUAAAGCUCCUUAAAAUAUGUUGUUCUUUGUUCUUACCGUACACAGAUUUUUCUUAGGGUCAACUAAAUGUCAGCAGUAUGUUUAAAAACGUAGACGACUAUAUAUACUUGAACGGUCUCAGACCAAUCUUUGUUACACUUUGUUACAUGAUGAAGCUGUAACCCAGAUCUGUAACCAGUAAAGCUUGUCAAAAUGAUCAUUUGUGUGGACCUUCCAUCUUUUAUAAGGAUUUGAACAUGGGCUAGGCAUCCUUACAGUCAGUUUGUCUGUGUGCUAACUUGAGUGAUUUCACCUCUGUUUGAAAUGUAUUCAUGUACAUAACACAAGCAUGUAAGUAAUUACUUCUUAUCAUUGAUCCAAUCUGGUUUUCACAGCAGUCUUUUGUACCUACAUUAUUUAUAUCUUUGGAGGACUGAUCUAUGUGGGGCAUCAACACUGUUUCUCCCACAGGAUGCUGUUACCAUUUGCACUCUGGGGACUGGAACAGCAUUUGGGGAGUCGAUACUGGAUAACACCCCCCGACAUGCUACCAUCGUCACGCGUGAAUUCAGUGAGCUCCUACGCAUUGAGCAAAGGGAGUUCAGGUCUCUGUGGGAUGUAAGUACCUCUGUCUGCUCCAUCUGUACUUGUAUCAGCCCACAAACAUCCUCUGGCCACAACACAGUCUGUGACACAUUUUUGACAUUUUUCAAAAAUAAGGGCUUGUAUAAAAAGAUCUAAUGAGGCUGUUGUAAAAACAGGCACCCUUUUUGCAGUUUCUGUAGUCUUAUUCUUCUUCCUUUAAACCAGAGACAGCUAAGACAUUACAUUCAAUACACACAUUUCUCAAAACAAUUAGACUUGACACAAGUUUUGGAAACGAGCCUGUUGUGAGACUCUCUUUUUCUCUAUAUUUUGGUGAUUCAAGUAUUAAAGUUAAGCUAAAUUUAGUCUGACUUUGAGGCUGCAAUCAUCUCUCAAUUAUCUCUGACAGUUUUUCUUUUUUCCAGAAACUGUGGAACGAAUACUUAAAACAGUAAACUACUAAGUGUAAACUUUACAAAUCUCCUGCAAAAUGAAGCAGCACUCACAUAAACACUGAUGUGAAAAGUUCAAAACACUAUCAUCCAAGGCUUUGUGAGGCUCUUUUUACCCGUUCAAUUCAUAUACGUGUGUGUGUGUGUAGAAAUAAGAUUUCUCUGUAGGUUUCUUUUUCCAAUUCAGCAUUUUCUACAUGUAUUUGAAACCCAACAAAUAUCACCCAUUUUACACAGUAUGACUGACAAGGUAUGAGGCCUCUUUCAUACUGGAACAUAUACAUUGAACUGUCAUUCCAGUUGAGUUUAUGCAGAAGCGACAUGAGUGAGAUGAACUGGUAAUCUGGGUGCUGCAUUUUGAAGGCUAGUGCUUUCAGGAGUGUUCUGGGGUAAAAACUGAAAUUUCUUACUUUUAAACGGGGUUAACUUUUAGCCGGGGAACAGCUGCCUGUCUUCAUGUGUACAUAUAUUAAACUAUGGCAAACUGAACUAAGCAUAAACUAAAAUGUAGGUGGGGUUUGGUGCCUAGUGCAAGUGGGGUUAUGAUUUUAAUUUGGCCUCCUAGCAGGUUUACCGCCAGCUGUCCAAUUACUUGUCUAAACUCCCCUGCUUUAUGUGUGCAGGUAUUUUACAUUGCAUUCCUCUCACUGUAACAGGGCCUGAAUGGUUUAAAUCUUUUGACCACUAGAUGGCGGAGCAGUGCUGUGCAGAGAUAUCUUUUGGUUCUACGUGUCUGCACAUGUAAAAACUGUGAGUGCUUAAUGUACAUAGUAAUUCAAGCUCAGGUCGUACAGCAACUAUCUGCACAGAGUUACAACAACAUUGAAGUGUAUUUUCAGGGUAAGAUUUAAUAAAAGUACCACGAAUUCUUGUAAGAAUAUAGAUUUAAUGCAACAAGUAACCAAAGACAAAUAGUACACUUUAUGGAGAACCCAUCCCUCCUUCCCUUGUACACUUGUUUGUGUGUAUCAAGCUGUGUAGAGGCCCCUCUCCUCUGCAGUAGCCCUCACUAUGGGCUGGAUUACUGGGAGAGAGAGACACAACCCAUUUCCUCUGGGACUGAAAGGCACAAGGGGCUGGUAAAUUUGAGCUGUGUGUCUGUGUUAGUGUUCAUCCCAUUAGCGGAGUGACUGGACACUUAACCCCGGUCUGGAUGUUUGCUGACCGUCGAGUGGAAGUGUUACAACGAUACACAUAACUACUCUGCUCCGGGGUCACCACUUCAUUCAGGUUUGUGAGGUUAAUUCAGAGAUUUAUUCGUGUCUGAUUUGGGCACAAAGACAGCUGAAACGUGUCCCCAGAUCUCCCUGGAUUUGAUUGUUUCCUGAUGUAAUUACACUGUGUAAAGUAACUUUGUGAGGAUGUAGUUUUUGUACAAAACUGUUUGAGACUGUCAUAAGCUUCCCUUAUCUCUGUAUGAAGAUGGAACAGCACUCCAAAGUCAUAUAUUUAAAAAAGUGUAGGGGCAGUUGAUUGUUUAUAUACUGUUACCUUAUAUGUUUUUCUUAAACUGUUUCAAUGAUGUAAUUUUUCAUCUUGAGACAUCUUUCUACCUCACUUGCCCUCUGAGCAACUUCUCGAACAGUGUUUUCUUUAUCUUACAUUAGAGUUCCUCUCCACAAAAAAUCAGUUUUGUUUUCUCUCUUGAUGGUGCCCCACUGUGCAAAAGUUUGACUUACUGGUUUGACUUGUAGUGAAGUUGGAGACAUGCAUAGAGAGGAUCUGGAUGAUUUUCUAUAUGUCACCCUAAAGCCAAGCCAACAAUCUACCUGCAUUAACAUCAAUACAUAGAUCCUGUGUUAUAAGAUAUGCUGAGAUGGCUUUACCUCAGAAGUUGGCCGAGCUUUAAUUGAAGGGCAAAACUCACAUAAUCAACCUGCUGACAGAUAAUCAUUACACUGAAUUUGAUUCUCGUACAACAAUUCCGAUAAAGUAUUCUGCCUGGUAACAAUGCUUAUUUUUCUCGCAGUGUUGCAGAACAAAACUAAUGUAGUAUCUUGCUGGUGUAAAAGCAUCACUUCAACCCUUGUCUCUCUGCUCAGAUGUUGUACUCUGGGGAAAAGUGCAUCCAGUUUCCCCCCCACUGAUGAAAUGAAUGAAGUUCAGCUACCUCACAUAAGUUUUAUUAGGGCUGUAAUAACCUCUGUAGUGCAUGAAUAACCUUAAGCUGCAUGAGAUCAGUAUUUUAUUGGCUUACAGCCCUGAAAAGCAGGGCAGCAGAGAGCUCCUCCUGGCACUGAUUGAUGCGAGUAGAUAUGAGGAGAUUACACAGGAGUGAGGUAUGAAACACCUUGAUUCAAGCUGAAGAGAAAGAUCUGAAACUCAGAGUUAAACACCUCCCCCUCUCCCUCCUCUUCCUCCCACAUGGAUCUGUCCUCCUGCACCCAUGGCCAUGCACUCCUACAAAAAUAUGCCAGAGAGAACCAAACAUUGCCCCAAUGAACCAAUGGAUGAUAUUGUCUAACGGAGAUGGUCCAAAUCAAUUAUUCAGUCCAUUUAUGUGUACUUGUUUUCAUAAAAUCUCUGAAAUUGUUUCAUAACUUUGAGGAUACUUAUGUUUAUACUAUAGAAAGCUCAUAUUUCUGUAUAUCUUUCUCAUCCUGUCUCUGUUUUGGUGUGUCUUGCAUGUGACUGUGGUGCACAAAAAGUAGGGAAAACCCCCUGCAUAAAUAAACGUUCAUAUACACUGCUCAUGCACGCAACUUUGAUAUUUAUUUUCUCAUACUGCUGACUGCUACGAGUGCCGGGAUCAGGCAGCCGUGUGCUGUUUGUUUAGCAGAGCAGACAUGAGCCCAGCUCAGCACACAGGAGCACGCUGACCCAGGCUUAGAUGGCCUGAUCAUCAAUUUACUCUGCUCUUUGUUUCCUGCUUCCGAUGAGCACCGUGAUUGUACAAACACAAUUUUGUUUUUUGGGUGGUAAGACAGCCCUCCAGUGGUCUCCCCAGUCUGUACACAGCCUGCACAGAGCUGUGUUCAUUACCCAACAGCCGUGGCAUUUUCGAUUAAGUGUGACAAACCGUACAACUUAAGCAUAAGUUGUGUGCAUUUCUUGUUCAUGUUUUGGCUUGAGGCAAUCUGUUGUGUGAGGAGGGGGGGAGGUUGGUGUAUCAGUGUCAUCGGUUUGCAGGAGAAUAAGCCUCUUGGGCAGCCAGUGGUGAGAGCUGAUGAACAGAAAGUGGCAGGGACGCAGUGUGCCCUCUGGUGAUUGAGGUUCGGGUACAGAGGGGUUGAAAAGAGGCCACAUAGAUCCUCCGGGGGUUCAGCAUCUAAAUACUAGGCCAUAUCCUGGGUCAUAGCCGUGGGAGUGCACAGCGGAUAUGUGCUCAGAAUGAGCAGUAAGGUAAUAUUAAACAUCACUGUUGUAUUUCCUCUGCUCAUUGCGUUGUUACAUCACUGAAAGCAUCUAAACAGUCUGAACCCUGACCAGCAAAUGAAACAGGAGUCAUGAAACAACUUCAUUUUAUCAUUAGGGGAGAGUGGGGCAAGAUGAGUCAUUUUUCAUAUUUCGGAUCACUACAUCAAGGCAAUUGUAGUUUUGUCUCUAACUAGUGUAUCUGCAUAUAUUUCAAGAUGUUGUGCAUCCCUGCAAACCAACAGAAUGAGUGUAAACAUAACUUUCUUGACAAUACAGCAUGCCAAAAAAAAGUGGUCUCCUAUGGUCAACUUACCCUGUGGGCUAAGUUGAGCCAUAUCCCUACUACCCCCCACUCUCCCCCCCAGCCCUCCCUCACCUUCUCUCUCCCUAAAUAACAGUCACUUCUUCACAUUCAUGUGUAUUUUUAUCUAUUAUACACUAUUCAGCUGGUACAAUAAUUAUUUUUAUUAUUAUUGCAUAUAACUGCUAAAAAGCUGUUUUGUAAAAAGUCAUCUUGACAUGAGAAUGUCUUUAAGUGAUUCAGAACAUUCAGAAGCUGUAUUUCUGAAAAGAAAAAGUAACACAUUUCACCAUUCUGAACUGAAACUCUGAUCCUCUCAUCAGACUUCUUUACUUUCUCAGUUGAACCACUGGCUCAACUUUCCCCAGAACUACUAUUAUGACUUUAUCAGUCCUCUGAGCUAAAAUGGUGGACUUUUAUGCUAGGUUUUUGACCUCAUGUUGUAGUGCAUAGAUACCACAAUUGAUGUAUAAAACAAAUUUUAAAUGAACUUUUUUCGUCUGAACACAAUUCUGAUAAAACUUAUGACAGACUAAAUUCACUUUCAAGAGUGAAAAAUGUUUUUUUUUUUUUUUUUUUUUGGAAAUAAAUGUCUAACCCCUUCACCCAUAUGCUUCUAACCUUCACAGACUCCAUAAAUUGAUGCCUAUCUCCUAAAUAUUUGGUCAGAUGAUCAAUUACUUUUAUCAUUUCCAAGCAACAGGGGGUGGCUCAACUUACCCUUUGGCUUAACUUACCCCACUCUCCCCUACUGGCAGAGUAAAGAAUUGAGAUCAAAUAAAAAUUUAUCAAUAGUUGGAGAGACUUUGUACAAAAACCACAGCAUGUUCUCACUCCAAAAACACCAACACGGCACAGUAGUAAAGGUUGACAAGUAAAGAAGAACGAUCCUUAAAUUAAGUCACUCAUCUGUGAAAAAACUAGUUUUCUCCUGCCUUGUUCAAAUAGUGUUUCUGCUCUGUUAAACAUACAUCUUGAGUUCAAACCACAGCAAGGACAAGCUGACUAAACUAAAUUCAGAGCAAACAAACAGUAACAGUAAAUCAAUUUCAAAUACCAAAUCAAAUUUAUUACUGGAAAGAAAUUGGAAUCUGUUUUCUCUCCAGAGUCUCUGCUUUUCUCAGUCCACCACAGAGACGUCCAAAAUGCAUUUUAUGUAAUCCUGCUGUCAAAAAUGUAGUGUCUGUUCAAUACAAGCCUUUGUUCCAUCGAAAUGAACAUGAACAAACAUAUAUGAAUCAUAAGAUGGAUUAUGGAACAUCCAGCAAAAUGCUCUAACUAAUAAUGCAGCAUCCAGGCUGUUUUGUCUAUUUUGUUGACUUUAAAUUGAGGAAUUUGACAUGAACAUUUACUGACACAUAUCUGCACAUGCUCAAUUUUAUCUCUCUUUCUUCAUUGCAUCUAAGCUUGAACCAAAGUCAGUAACAUUUUUCUUAACUUUAGGCUCCUUGCUAUCUUUUUGCAUCAAUAUGGAUAAAUAUCCUCACAAAUCUAAGCCUGUAAAUGCUCUGGAAUUGAAUGUUCUAAACAGAAUAAUAUACUUAUCUUUAAAGACAUGUUUUAUUUCCCUGAUUCACACGGGUCACUGCCUCAGGUCAGGAAAUCCAGACUUCCAUUCAUCAAGAAUACUCAUGUCCCUGAAUUAUUGAUUUAUUUUGUUUAUUAGAAUUUCAAUUCUUCACAAAUAUAAUACAUCUCAUCAACAGCAAAGAUUAAAUUCCUCUAAAAUGCCAACAUGUAGCGAGUUUAAGAUUAAGCAUUGAGCUCAUUGGCAUCUUAAACACACAACAUGACACAAUAACAUCUUUAGACAGAAGCCACAUGUAGAAGCAACCAAGCAAAGAGAGAGAAAAAUCCCAAACCUCUGAGACAAACAGCACAGCAAUGAUUAAUGUAAACAUCCUCAAAACGUGACAGAUCAUAUAUUCAAACUCCUAUACGACCAGGAUAGAUACACCUUUUUUGAAGUCUUGAUAAGCUGAUUAAUUUCCUGGUUGAAAACUGCUUAUGGAGUUCAGUGCAGCUUUGAUAGGUAACAAGGUUAAAGAUAAGACACCAGCUGCUCUCUGUCCUUGGGAGGAAGGAGCUCACUGAUAGGGAACAUGGUCCUGCUGGAAGGUACUGUCUGUGCAUCUUAGAGUUGGAUUGGAUGCUUGAAGAAAAAAAUCACAAGUACUGCUUAUGGACAGUUUCUCCCUGAAAGACAUUUUUACAAUAUUUUAAACUAAAUUUCUGGAUACGCACAGUUUCUACAUCCUGUGAGACUGACCAUUCUCUGCUUUAGCUCCUAGCCCGGUUGAAAAUGAGCAACUAUAAAAAUGUGUGCAGAUUAGAUGAGGGGUGUGUGUGUGUGAGUGUGAGAGAGAGAGAGAGGGAGAGAGAGGAGGAAAGGGAGAGACCAAGCAUGCUCUUCAGUGUGCACAGUGACUGGAGUUGAGUAAUCACCUAGCAACUGCUGCUCAGAAGAAGUCAGCAGCUGACUGACACGGUCUGCUCACGCUGCAAGCUCUCAGAGCGCUGUGCAGGCUGUGGUGAUGUACCUGCUGGAUCAUGCUGGAAGGACCAGGCUGGAUAUGACCAUGACUGAGGACUAAGAGAGAGUGGACUCACAAUUAGGCUGCAUUGGACACUGGUAGCAUCUUUAGGUAAUCUUUGACAAACUUUUUGACAACCUUACAUAUUUGGUGCAUGAGAAGCAAUGUAUAAUGGAUUGCAAUCUAAAUUUCAAAAGUAUUUCUUUCAUUUGUACUUGAAGUUUUAAGUUUUAAAUGUGUAGUCUGUCUGUUGGGGAGUAACUCUAAAGGAGCAGAAGUGAUUUGUGAUUCUUCGGAAGGUUUCCCUCCAAUUGUUUUCCCAGGUGACCUGAGGUGUGCCCGCAGGAGUUCAGAAUAAUCAGAGACUUCUCUGAGAACAGUUUGCACUCCAAGGGUUAUGUAAUAUGGGGUGAACUACUCAAAAUACAGCAGGGCAUUCAUGCACAUUGAUGCACACAAUGCAAUAAUGUGCUCAAGCGUGAAAGACUGAGGUGGGGCAUGAAGUGAGAAUGCUCCAAGAUGACUUGGAUGAUAUUUUGUUAUGACACAGAUAACACUGGAGACACCUCGAAACACUGUGUAAUGAUAGAGAUACAGCCUGUGUAUCCUGCUGCUGUUUACUCUGUAGUGACUCCACAUUUUUGAGGAGUUCAGAGAAAUUACAAUUUUUCAGAAGAACGCAGGGUUAAGAGAUAUGCAUGAGCUGCUACAGUGAAGUCAGUGUAUGUGAGCUAAUCUGCACAUCGGUUGACUGGGCUUUACUGGAGGGAAAAAUAAUGGCACAUCUGUUAGAGCAGACAUUUCUAAACUCCCCUUUUAUGUGAAGAUAAACACCAUGUGGUGGUUAAUGAGAUGCUCCUUUUCACUCAUGUACACUCGAGUUCAUUCUUUAAGUCAUGUGAACUUAAUAUGAAAUGGAAAAUAUCACUUUGACUGUUAGGAUUACAUGUAUUUCUUUCUUUUUGUAGAUAUUAUCAAAAUUUCAAUCAGUAAGUGUAAAUGUAAGUUUUUAAUUACAAAUUCAGUCAUAUUCUCAUGAUUCCACACUUAUGUGUUUACUUUAGAUUGAGCUUUAUCAAAAUUAGAGCCCAGCACAACAACUCUGGAGGAGCUGGCUGUGUUUUAUCUACAUUUAUACUUGUACAAAUGAAGAGUUCACAAGUGGACCUUUGGCCAAAAGAGUUAAAUAUCAGAACUGUAUGCUAAGGAUAAAGAUGACCUGGUACAUUUUUAAAAUGCACAGACCCACAUAUUGUUAUCUGGUCAAAUUAAGUAAGAUUAUUCCUCAGAGAAUCUUGUAAACAAGCUGGGACGUUCAGCAAUCUUGGAUUCAAGUUAAUGAUAAAAGACUGCAGCAAUUCAUGCUCAGUGACUUCUCCCUAAUUACAAAUAAUCUGAUUUACCAAAACUGUCAACACCCUCUGGACCUGUUAUUAAAUAUGUUGAAAUGCCACAGCAGCUUACAAUCAUCAAUACUUGGCUUUUGUAGACUGUAAGAAAGAAGGGAGCGCUCCUUUCAGGCUGUCUUUCGGGUCAAAGACUAAAGUUAGUUCUUAUUCCUUCAGUCGGAGAUUUGAAGCGAUUUUGUCUCUCUAUGCAUCUACCUGUCUGAUCAAACAACCUCAUUCUUAUUCUAAAAGUGUUUUUAACACCUCACAGCUACUUAGACUAAAUCCUCUUAGAGCAGCAGAUCAUAAUCUCCUUCAAAGUGAUGGUAUCAGUCUGCAAAAGUAACAGUAAUUUGUAUGAAAUAAGGUGGAAUCAGACACCAUAAGCUGUCUGACUAAACACUGUGCUGACUGUCUGAUGGCAAACUGUGAGUGCUUAUUUGAGCCAGCUGAGGGGAUUAAGAUUCAUCAGUGCUAAAACAUAGUAGGUAUAUAAUAUUAGAAAAUAAACUACAAAAAUAUGAUUGCUCUAGUACUAGUAAUAUUCAUACUUCAGGGAACCACAGGGAAGUUGUUUAUGAAUAGCACUCAGUAGUUGCUUUACAGUGAGUUGGAAGUGAGUUUUAAGGUUCAUGUUAAGCAUACUUUGCUCUAUAGAGAAAAGGAUCAUGGAUCUUUUUCUAAAAUUUUAAUUUCGUAAUUCUUUUUUUUAAUUUAAGUCAGGCAAGACCGAACAUGAUAAGUAAAGGACAACCUCAUGGAUCUUUAUUGUGAUGCUUUUUGUUCAUUUAUAACUCCACAUUGUCACAAAUCGAACAUCUCUCAAUUGAUGUGGUAAAUGAUUUGAUGCUCUAAUAAUUUUCUGGGAUUGUAAGAAUAAAGGGCAAUAAGUGAAUCAUCCAAAUGUGUCAUUUAAAGGAAUACGCAGAUAUUUGAGGGAGUUCACUUGGUAAGCUUCAGUACUCAUGCAGAGCUAAGCUAACCACCAAAUAAGGUUAAGCAGGAGCUCUCCAUCCUGAAACUUAGCGGUAGGCAUACCAAUAAUCUGAUGUUACAGUAUUUUUUAUGUCUCAUUGGACAUUGUUGCUCUAACCUCUAGCUACAACAUGAUAUUUACAAAAACUGGACUGCAACUAAUAUUAAACUUUCUAAUUAACCUGCUGCUGAUCUUCAGGAUAAAGAAAGAUUGAAUUUUAGUGUACGAUAAACACGAGCAAAAGAAGUGAGAUAAAAUUACAAGUGAAAAUUCAGCAACUUUAAGGCGAGCUAAAUGUUCUUAUAAAAACAAGGCUGCUUAUAUGAGUCAAUACAUGGCGUGUAGUGACAUCAUUACUAACAGAAUAGACAUUGAGUGCUUUUCACACACCUGACAAUAGUCCUUAUCUUUCUGUAAAGCAGCACCCCCAUCCUGCACCGUGGAAACAACUCCUCUGGGAUUGCAGCUUUAUUGACUCUGAGGGUUUGAGCUCAUUUGUUCAUGUGCUGCUCGGUUUAAGUGCUCCUCCCUAAUCCUAAAAUCCUUUAAUUGUCAACAAAGUCAGGCAGGUUUCUGAGAGGUUUCUGAAUGCUACAGUUUGGCUGCUUAAACUAACUUUGAAUAAUUAAAUCUGAUAUUUGCAUAUGCAAAAAAUCCCCCCCAUAAAGGAGGCUUUUUAAUAAUCUGAUUGGAGCAGCGGUCUGUAUCUUUUAGUAUCUUAAUGAUGGGCAGGACCAAAAGUCAACUGUCAUUUGGGAUAAAUAUUUUUAAUUAUUACAGCUUUUAAAAACGGGGGUCUCUGAGACAUCUGAACUGUUUCUUGAUUGAGAGAAAAAGCUGUGUACCUCCUAAGGGUUGCUAAAGUGAUUUACUGACUUCAGAGGGUGAAAUUGAAUUUAAAACAUGACCUCUGAGGGUACAUUACCAAGCAGGAGCAAAUGGCUCUAUAGCUCUAGCUGUUGUUGAGUCUUGCUUGGCUAAGAAAGGACAUUAGAGAAAAUUGGAUGGCCACUAAGUGGUUCAAAAUCAGCUUUUUAUUGACUGAGAGCUUAGUUGCUUUGGCACAUAAUGACUUUUGUUAGUCCUUUAACACAAAUUAAUCCUGAACCAUCCAUCUACUUGUCAUGUUGUUUAAUGCUAAUUAUAAAAAACAAAAAUUAAACUGAAGAAUCAGUGGGGACGCCUCUGUUAAAUCCAUUUUUCAAACAUGCAGAAUUAAGUAAUUUUGAGGUUUUUGCUGUAGCUGCUACAGGCCAUACCCAGUAAUUAAAACAGUGUCUAACUUCAUAGUAAUGAUUUUCAAAGUUUUAAUGAGAAUGAGUGCUGUAUAACUGAGUUAAUUGACUGGCUACUGUCACAAAAUUAUGUUUGAGUGACUUUUUUUUUUUAAAUUUUGAUAUUUCUUGAUCCUGGAGUUAAAAAUCCUUUCAGUUGAGUUAAACAGAAGAUGAGACAAUUCUUUGCUUUGUAUUAAACUAUAAUUAAACAUAAAAAAAGUACAUUUUCAGACCGAUUCCACAUACAUACUGCUGGAUGAUCUUAUGUCCAGCACUAGAGAAAUAAUAUUCACCUUUAAUGACCAUGUUCCAAGUCCAAGUUUGUUAUGUUUCGCCCCUAACAAUAAUCUGAUGUUACAGUAUUUUUUUUAUGGCUCAUUUGUCAUUGUUGCUCUAAUCUCUUGCUACAGCUUCCUGAAUAAAAACAUGACAUUUACAAGAGCACACGGCGGCAGUAUGACGCUUAUUACAUAACAUCUUUGAUGCUGUAGGGCACAGUGAUGAUAUAAUGCAUGUAAAGCUGUAAUGCCACGCUUCACUGAUAUAGUAUUUAUUGAAACAUUUAUCAACUCAUGAUUGAAGAAGAAAUGGAGGAAAGGGCAGAAGGGAGCUGAAAGGGGUGGAAGGAUUAAAGCCAGAGUUAGUUACCAGUUUAAUGAGUCACUCAAGGACCUCUUAUUCAAAUUAUAAGUAGAAAAGGAACACAUUUUAUUACUUUUUACUGGUUUUGGUUGAUUGGAUUUUGGUAAUUUUGGUACUUUUUGCAUCAGGGAGGAAUAUUCAAAGGAUGUUGUUUUAGCUCACGCUGUAUGUCCUAAUAUCUUGGAACGAGACAAUUGGUUCAAAAAUAAACUGACUGUGAAUGUCGCCGUUGAGUUACUUUACCCACAGCUGAUCCCAAGUUGUUACAUUGACCUCCCAAGGCCAAAGUGACAAAGGAAACACACAACACUGAACACACAACACUGAAUACACUACACUGAAUAUAGCACACUGCUGCUUUUUCAGCAGAGAUACCUCUCUGGCUGUUAAGACUGAUCCGCUCUUUUGUGUUUCUUAUUUUCUUUACAGAGAUAUCAUCAGUGCAUGGCUGGACUGCUCGCCCCACCCUAUGGUGCGAUGGAAAGUGGUUGUGGUGCUGACAGUAAGUCGCUAUUUGUUACUGAAUAUCUGUUUCUUGGUGGCCUGGACUCUGGAGUCACAUAUUCUGUUUAUAAGCCAAAGAUUUUGUGAUCACAUUCAAGGGUGCAGGUUAUAUUAGAUUUUAAACUGCUAAACGUUGAACAAAAUUUGAACUUUAAGAUCACAUUAGACUUUGACAUACCAACAUGCAAGUGGUCCCAAAUGUUCAAGAGUGUGUGUAGAUUGUUAAAGAGAUGUAUUUGAGGUGGUGUUAUAACUCCAGGGACUUACUUUCAGCUGCUCAACUCAACAUAAUAGGCUGAAAAUGGCCAAAAAUGAUGUAUUGAAAAUUGUGUAAUUUAAAACUGAAUGAAAUGUGCUUGACUAUUUCUCUGUAGCUGCUCUGUACUGAAAGAAUAGAUAUCGAGAUAAACAAGUUUGUAUAAUGACGUUCUACAAUAUUGAGGCACAACACCCAUUCUUAUUUUAUAUGAUGUAAAAUGACAGUUUUUUGUCUUAAAUCUAUUACAGUCCAACCCUCCUUUAUCUCUUUGCUUUGUGGUAAACCCUGAUACUUUUAUUUUUGCUUUUCUUUUGCAAGUUAACUCAAUAUUGACUCAGCUUUGCUUAAACAGAGCACUUAACUCACUCCAGAGUUAUCAAGCAUUAAAAUAAUAAUGCACAGCAUUGCGCAGUGAGAAAAUCCAGAGUCAGUUUGCCUACUCGUAGUAAGUUGAUUUUGUGAUGUUUGUGUAAAAAUCUUAAAAUCUAACAUUUCAAUUUGAUUUGCUACUGUGGGAUGUGUUUAAAAGUUUAUGAGUCCACAUUUACAAUUCAUCACUUACAUGUUAUGGGGCAGCUCUGAGCGAGCAGAGUACUUCUGCAGUGUACAGUACAGUACAUCAGGGAUUUACAGUAUGUACUCUUUGCAUGAAUACACCAAGACUGGGAUCAUACGAGCAUGAAGCAGCUUGAAGCUGAUGCAUUCUGCUGUACAGUGCAUCAACUGCUGCUCACUGGUUCUCACUAUGGUCAAAUAAAUUAAACAUGUUUGGAACGGUUUUCCUGAGUAAAGUAAGUGUUCUGGGCGGCCCGCAUUUUGUACAGUUACUCUCUUCAUGUAUUUAGUAUCACGCUACCUGAGCAGUAAUACAUGAUCUUCUCCAGUUUUUCAGUUAGUAAAAUGCUUCAUCAACACUCAAAAAACCCCACUGUCCUUUUUAAACUUCGGUUUAUCUUGGGUUCAUUGCUUGCAGAAAAACUGAGUUCCCAUUAAUGUGAUGAAAUCGAUGUGACACAUGAAUGAGUGGUGGUUGUGGUCACAUGGACCUGCAUAUGAGCAUCACAAAUAGGAUGAUGGACAGCUGUGGCAACUUCAUGAAAACACAAUAAUCAUGCUCAGAUUCUGCGUGGAUCAUAAGAGAAACACAGUCCAAGAGUGUGUACAAUCACGCUACUCAUCAAAAUAACAUAUUACUUUAAUCAAAUAAAUGUACUUGCUCUGGCUGGUCAAAGCAAACAUACAGAAUCAAUGAUAAGCUGGUGAACAAAGUGAAAUUCAGGUGGACACCAAAAACACAAGCUAAAUGAAAUGGAAAUAUCAAACUGACUUUAAGUAGGUAGUCAGAAACAUGACACCAAAAAAGUAUAAUGUUGCUCUUUAAGCAUUUGCUGACCCUUAAAGGGGAUGAUGUGUUGAAUAUGCAAGAGAUUAUUUCCCUCGUGAGCAGGACAGCUAACUCUAUCAAUGAAAUGUAUCCCAGUUAUCCACAUUUUAUGACUGCAAAACUCAACAAAUAGUUAUGCACAUUUCAGAUUGCUUUCUUUGUCAAUGCUUUUUAAAUAUCCGUGUAUAACCAUGAGUAAUGUGAACACUUCAACAACAUCAAAAACCAGGAAAAGUUUGCAGAUUGUUAACAUUUUAUUGGUCCAGUUUGACUUUUUCUUGAAUUAAAUCUUUACCAGCAACUGUUAAAAUUAAACCUAAAAAGACAUAAGUUUAAUGGAAUAAGAUUGUUAUUUUCUUCACCAUGUUUUCCUUCAUAAUGAAAUGGAUUUUACAGUAAAGACCACAUGUAAAAAAUGGGAAGAACAAAGUUUACAUAACAGAUUUAUUUUAUUUCUGGAGGCAUAACCUUAAGGAUAUGCAAGCCAUGUUCCAGUUUCUAGGUAUUGUGUGGAUUCAGUAUCAGUUUUGUGGUAUCAGCAGUCUGAGAGGCACCUCUAAGAAUAGCACAGUAUUUUCCCUGCAGAUACAAUUGUGACUGUGCAGCUCUGACUGAUUAUGUUAUUUGUCUUAGGGGGGGAAACAGGACAAGCUCAAAGCUCCAAACAGUGAGCGAUAACCACACCCGACUGUACAAACCCUCUGCAGGACUCUUACAUAGAAUAAAAUAUUGUAGUUACGUCACUUCACUGCUCAUUAUAGUAACAUAACCUUAGAGAGAGAGAGAGAGAGAGCAUUUUAUAGCAACUUUAUUCAUGAGAAAUCAUUGUUUUUCACUCUGAGAACUUCCCUCUGUAAGUUUUUUAUGGCUCUGCUCCCUUAAUGGUGAGCACAUGGUAGCCAAAGUUACUUGUAACAUCAGAAAGAAGACUGAUAAUUAAAUAAGCCAUUCCAAUCAGAUUCAAUCGACAGUUAAUAUGAAAAGCACUUUAUUUCUGAUUGUGAAAAGGAACAGACUGUUCAGAGGGGAAUGAAAGGAAAUAGGCACGCAUAAUCUGCCAUUAAAACCAUUUUUUUCCCAGUUAUCUUUGUCACAGAUCCCGAGUCACUUUGUAAAUACACUUUCUGUUUUCCAUUUGACAGGAAUGCCGGACAAAGAGAACAUAAGCAACAACUCAUUUGUUUCAGUCUCCAAACACCAGAAUAAGGUAUGUUUGCCUGGAACACAUGAAAUAUUUACAUGUUUUAGUGUUUACAUGAGUUAUAAAAAAAACUAGGUGAGGCCGUGUGGGGUAGACAAUGCAGGUUUAUUGGCCGGGUUCCUGUCCAGUAGAGUGUUACAGUAAGUGAACUUUAAACUAAACUCAAACUUUAGCUAUAACUCGUCUCUACUACCCUGAAGUGACAGCAGCCUUUGCAGUUACACAACUCUCCAGCAGAUGAUGGGAAUAAGUUUAGGAUGUGACGUUUGGGUAAACUGGUCCAAAUAUAAACAGCAUGACCGCAGUUUUUGUCUCCAUCCUUAACAGUUCCUGCCCCACCUUUCACCUCCUGUCGCUGUUUCCUGACCUCUGGUUUGAUAACAUGGCACUGCGGCAGAUUUAUGGUGCCCUGUGCUUUAUGUGCGGAGUUUUUAUCUGUUUUGUAAAAUAACCUGCUUCAUUGUUAGAUAACAUAAAACCUUUAACUUACUGGUACAUAUAUAAAUAAAAGGUACCAAGACCCUUUUUUUUCAUACUGCUCAGGAAAGUGGGUGCUGAGCAGACUAAUUUUCUUGUGAAUAAAUAAUGAACUUGAAAGGCUUCAUGAGUGAAGCUGUUCACUGAAGUGUGCAGAAAGCAUUUUAAAUGUCAUUGCCUGGCAGCCCACCCUGUGGUCCCAGCAGGGAAAAAACACUUCACUUCCGUACAGUAAUGCACAAUAUGUGUGUCCCAUUUAACCAUCAGUCAAAAGUCUGGUUAUAGACUAUUAUUUUAACUGAGAAUCAAUAUAGAAAGCCACAAGUAUGCUUUAAAUUGACAGCUAACAAACAUUAAUUCUGUGUAAAAUGACAGCAGUGAGGAAGACAGAAGAAAAAGGUCCAUUAUUAGACCUGACUUGUUGCUGUUCUGCAUCAUCACACCUUUCAUUUGACCUCUUUUUGUCUCAUAUCCUUUAAAAAGUGUCAUCAUUGUCAUCUUUGAUUUGAUCGUUUUCAACUCCUCUUGUAUUUUCUUUCAUUUCAUUUUUUUUUGCAGAAGUCAUUCAUUGAAAGUCCAGCCAAACCUCACCUUAAAUGCAUUUCUCAGGUAGUAAACUCAUCCUCGUGUGGGGGCCAAUCAUGACUUAUUUGUGUUUGUGUGGCAGAUACUUAGACGAACUCUGACAGCCAUGACACUAAGCCUGAAUUUUUACCCUGCAGGUUCCUUCAGAUAAGAUCCUGAGGGCUGGGAAGAUCCUCCGUAAUGCCAUCCUGUCCAAGGCGCCACACAUGAUCCGAGACAGGAAGUACCAUCUGAAGACGUACAGGUAAGGAUGUGGAUGAUUAGAUUACUCACUUUAGGUUGAUUAAAAAUCCUUCAUUGGACUGUGAAAGACUAUGUUUGCAGAUUUAAAACAUAAGGACAAACAAAGUAGAUUCACUGGCACUAAUGAAAACAUUGUUGAAGUACAGAUGUUGUAGUUAAGAAAUCAAAAAGACGGGAAAACAGAAGACUCCUUUGCCUGACUGAUGAAUAGGAAUAGUGUCCAAUAACCUCAAAAUAAAGUUUACAGUACAAUAGCUCAACUUUUAAUGAAAUAUGACAUAUAGCUGUGUCUUUCCCAGGCAGUGCUGUGUGGGGACAGAGCUGGUCGACUGGCAGAUGCAGCAGAGCUCAUGUAUCCACUCUCGCAUUCAGGCUGUGGGCAUGUGGCAGGUGCUGCUCGAGGAGGGCGUCCUUAACCACGGUGAGACUCAGUGUGACGUCCGUGUCUGCUCACAUGUGUGCGAUAAGCAGAGAUUUCCAUGUUUCCAUUUUUGGUUUGUGAUUCAGUGGACCAGGAGCUGAGCUUCCAGGACAAAUAUCUUUUCUACCGUUUCCUGGAUGACGAACAGGAAGAUGCCCCUUUUCCCGGUGAGGAGGAGAGGAGGGAGAGCCAAGAGGAGCUGCCGGACACCCUGCUCCUCCUGUCACAGAUCGGACCUGAUGCCCACAUGAGGAUGAUUCUCAGGAAACAGUGGGGCUCCUCAAAAUCAAUAUCCUCUAAAACCACGUUAGAUAAAGAUGUGCAAUGUUGCUCUGACUAUAAUCACAUAUUUCUUCUAUUUCAGUCCGUCUGAAAGGACAGCAGAUGAUUUAGAGAUCAUCUAUGAAGAGCUGCUGCAUAUUAAGGCUUUAUCCCACCUAUCCACCACUGUGAGUAUAUCCUCUAUCUUAUGUAUCAUAUAAAUGUGCAGACGUAGCUGUACAGUCAACUGUGCCACUUGCGGCAUUUAACAAACAGGAAAGAAAAAGAUGCAAAUAUGCCAUCUGCACACCCAUGCCCUCACAUGUGUUACUUUGAUAAUCAUCCACAAAAAGUACAAGUAUAUAUUUCUGCUUCAGUUCAGUCAGAGUUGAGUCAUGGGGGUAUUCAUAUCUUUUUAAAUGGAUUUUUAACUCGUUCAGUUUCUGGGGGAUCUGUUUUGACAGCAUGAAAACUUGCCCUUUGCAUCUUUAUACCCUCUCUAGUUGCAGCUUGUUCCCGCUUAAGUGAAAAGAGUUUGUGGUGACACAUCUUUUGUCAUUAUAAAUGUGUCUUUUCUGCCCGCACAGGUAAAGAGAGAACUGGCAGGAGUGCUGAUCUUUGAGUCCCACGCAAAGGCAGGAACAGUGUGUGAGUAACAGUGGAUGACUAUUUUAAAAACCUGAUGUGAUGUCUAACAACUUUAUUUGUAAUAUAAUUGCAGACGUAUUCCAACAAAUCCAGAUUUGUCGUAUAUUAGAUUUCCAAAGCUUUAUUUUUCGUCUUUCUCAGUGUUCAGUCAAGGGGAGGAGGGCACAUCAUGGUACAUUAUUCUCAAAGGUUCAGUCAACGUCGUCAUUUAUGGAAAGGUUGGUACUUCUUUGACUCACAACUCAAAAGUGAUUGUGUUGUCUUAUCAGCGCACUGAUGUAUCUACUAAGAUGUGAUCUUUGUCACACAGGGUGUUGUUUGCACUCUUCACGAAGGAGACGACUUUGGAAAGCUCGCUCUCGUCAACGAUGCUCCUCGAGCGGCCUCCAUUGUGCUGCGAGAGGACAACUGUCACUUCCUGAGAGUAGAUAAGGAGGACUUUAACAGGAUUCUGAGGGUGAGUUAGUGUCAAACAUGCACUGAUUCUUCACAGGAAGAAAAGUUACCAAAAACAAACAUAAUAUUGCCCUCUGUUGGCAGAAACCCAGCAAUGCAGCAGUAAAGGAUAGUAAACGUGCCAAGGGAUGAUAAUUCAGAACUCGCACAACUAAACAUGCUGUAGUGUUGUUGUCAGUGAUGUCUUAUAAUUGAAGUUACAGAUAAAAGACAUGUAGAAAUAGUGGACUAUGGAAGAGAAAUUGUCUGAAAUCUCUAUGAAGAAGAAAUAAAAAUAUAUACCUGUAUAAAUACUUACAGUAGUUCUUAUCUUGAUACUUGAAUCACCAUUUUACACUCUCUUCUUAUAGCACUACCAGUCUACAGCUGAGAUCAGAUAACCAACAUAAUCAUGUAGUGUUAAAGUUUGACUGAAGUUGCUAGAGAAUUGUGUGUGCUUGAACAUUGUUCACUUGUAUUCAGUUAAAAGUAGUUUUUCAGUUUUGACAAAGACAGUCACUUGACCUGGCUUUCUUUAAGACUGAAUAAAAUUGACCAUUACUAACCUGUUAGUAACCUUGCUUGAUUUAAAUCAAUCAAAUUAAGUCGAAUCAAGUCAAAAUUUGUUUAUAAAGCACUUUUCAUACAUAGGCUGUAACACAAAGUGCUUUAGAGUCAGUUAAAAAAACGAAAAAACAAAGUCAGUGCAUUUGUGCGUUUACUGCUUACUGAUCAAGUCAUAAUGAGAAUGUGUCAGGUUUUAUGGCAGACAGUUUGCAGUUAGUUGUGGAGGAGGCAGCUUAUAGUUAUAGAUGAGCUUAAAUAGGACUAUAAACAGCCUUUAUAAUUUCCUGUCUGUGCUGCAUGCAUGACCUACUGUGUGUGUUACACUGUAUGUGUGUAUGUAGGAUGUGGAGGCCAACACGGUGCGUCUGAAGGAGCACGGUCAGGAUGUGCUGGUGUUGGAGAAAAGUCUCAGCAGCAGUCGGACCUCCAGGCAUGGAGCCUCGUCCUGCCAUUACAAGUAAAUUUACCCACAAUUCACAGUGCAGUUUAUACACAGCAGAGCUUGACUCAUACACAGGUGUUUUCAGAUUUGGAUCACUGCACAUUUUGUGUUUUCAACCCCAGUUCCCAUGUCCUUUUCAUGAUGAAAAUGUGACUUAGUGAAAACAAAGCCAUUGCAUUUGAACGUUCUUUAAAAGAUUUUUGGAUAUUAACUCACAGAGAGAAAGGUUUCAACAAUUCUUAACGGUUCUUAGUUGGUCUGAACUUUCGAUGAGAUUUGUUUGCAGGAAGAAAACAUAAAAAUAUUCCCAGCCUUGUCCUCAAAAACACUUUAGUGCUUUCUGAAUGCUGGACUCUGUGAUUCAUUGUGAGCAGCAGAAGUAAAUGCUUCCCGACAGUGCAUGCAGCACAAGCGCUGAGAAAUCCUUUGCACCGUUGCCGAGAAGAGUUUCCUUAAUAGAGGCAUCUGUCACUGCACCAUGGCUGCUGUAAUACAGAGAGACAUAUUAAUGGUAAUGAUGGCCCUAGAUCCUAGGGGAAAAACAAGGCCUGGCAAGUCACAAUUACUCGCUCGGGGUCGCCCUCUAAUCAACUCUGCUCCUCACACAUGAGAGUGUCAGGACUGCGUUUUCCCUCCUGAGAGGGGAAGACACAAGCCUGCUUGUGCAGCUCCCUCUCGUGAUGCUGUUAUCAAGUAAUGAAAACAACUGUGGCUGGAUUGUGUUGAUCCUCCUCCACAGAGAGGAUGCCUCUGCAUUUUUAAAACUCUUUUUUUUUUGUACGUGUGUGUCUCCGACAGCUCUUAGCCCAGACUCCUCUUAAUCUUCAGUUUGCCGAGAACUCUAUGAUUGCAGCAAAAGGGUUGUUAUCAAAUGAAGCAAUCACAGACAUGCGUUCAAGUUCAACACAAAUCAGUGGAGGGCCAUAGCCGUGUCAUUAAGCAUUAAGAGCCAGUGUUUCUUGAUUAGUGAAGGGUGUGUUUUAUUCUGUGUUUCUCUAGAUACAAGGUAAUGUCAGGGACCCCAGAGAAGAUUUUGGAGCACCUCCUCGAAAUGAUGCGAUUGGAUUCACAAUUCUCUGAGUCAGGUACUACUGCUGCAUGCAACUUCCAGUACAUCCUAUGAGUGUGGCGUACGAAAAUCUACAUAAGAUCAUUUAUUGUGAAGGGGUUCCUUCUGUGCAGUAAAUUCAUCCUGUCUGUGGCUCAGUCUUUCUCCCCUCUGUCCUCUGCCUGCUGCUCUGCUCUGUUCAUUUGUUCUCAUCUAUAAUUAGACACACAUCACAGAGCUGAUCUAAUUACUCCCGCUUGUGUGGAUACAUAUGGUUUUCAUUUUGCCUGCAGAGGUGACAGACACAGGGCCAUGUGGAUCAAGGCCUAAUGGCUCUGAAGGACUCUAUUUGAUCUGGUGGUUCCGCGGGUGCUUUAUCGGACCUCCUCUCUUGUUUUUUUUCUUAACAGAUGCAGCCUUGGAUGACUUCGUGCUCAUGCACUGCGUCUUCAUCCCAAACACUCAACUAUGUCCAGCGUUAAUGGCCCAAUAUCCUUUCACUGCUGCGUAACCCAAUUUGGUAACAUAUGACUCCACAUGCCGGUACCUUCUGUGCUCUUCCUCUAUUGUUUUGAUCUUUGACUGCUCCGCACCUACCAUGCCCAGGCCUCACAGGGCUCGGAACAGGAGAAGCUGGACUACACCCUCAACAACAAGCGCAGGGUGAUCCGCCUGGUGAUGCAGUGGGCUGCGGUACAUGGAGAUCACCUGCAGGAGGAGGACAUGUCUGUGGCCUUCUUAGAGGUCAGCCUACACAUAGAAGGAACAAUAAAACCACAUUUAUAUCCACUCAUUAAGAGCAUAAAAGUCACAGUGAAUAGGUUUGGUUUUAGGAUUUUUAAGUCUAGUAAGAAACUGUUUCUCCCCUACGUUUGUUACUGAAGAUGUGCCAAGAAAAAACAGUUUUGAGUUUGUUUUAAGUUCUUUAUUCUUUUGAUUUUUGUUUUGGGUAGUGUGAAAUUUAGUCUUGUUUGAUUUUGAGACUGAAAAGACAAAAAAUAAGUUCAAGCUGGGUUUUAUAAAAAGUUUGGCACUAUCAUUUUAAAGGGAUUGUCUUGGUCCAAAUAAAUAGAGAAAUAUAGAUCAGGCAGAUAUAAAACACUAUUUGUUGUAAUACUCAUUUUGGCCACAAGAGGUCAAGGUGUACCACUUCCUUCUGACCCUAAUGCGAUUAAACACAAAUCCGCUCUGCGAGUUUCCAUUUCCACUGUUACUCUAGAUAUAGUGACCUACUUUUUAUGGUGUGAUAAUAAAUUAUCUAGCAUCACUGUCAGGCUUUCCUGUAGCGAUAAAAGAAGUUUAGUACAUUGGCUUAUAGAAACAAGAGCACCUUCAGUCCUCUAAGCAGGGAUUUUCCUCCAACAACAUUAAAACUAUUUUUAACUAUUUAUAUUAUAGAACUAUUUUUGUAUCUAGAAACUGGACAUUUUCAGAGAUGAAAAAAAAUCUAUAUUUUAUUUCUUGUUCUGAACCAAUAAGAAGAAAAAAAUUGGAUCAGUCCUCAAGGGUUAAGACUGAGAGACAAAUAUUGACUAAAUUUAAGCAUUUCUUUCACAUUAGCAUCUGUGAUGUGGCACCAUGUGUUCAACUUGAAUUUAACAUCAGUAACAAACGUAAUCAAGUUUGAUUUAUGUAAUAAUGUUGUGUUUUGUAGGGGUUUCUUGAAGCUGUAUCUAAUGAUGCCAAAGUGAUUCCAGCACUCAGGGAUCAACUGACUGAACUGGAGAAGACUGUCAAACAAAAGUGAGUUUCUAGAGACUCUGAGAAGAAGUGAUUCAAUCUCAGAAAUGUCUCUAUUUUACAAUUUGUACCCACCUUCAUCCUUUGGCAUGUGCACAUUAAUGAAUGAAAUGGUUAGCAAACAAACAUGGAUAAUGUUGUAUUAAACAUUGCUUAUUUUUGUAUGUUUUAGCUCUGAAGACGCCAGAGUCUCACAGAAAAAGGUAAAAAGUGUACUUCUUUAUUUUUCCCUGCAUAAUUAACUUUGUAUAUCUGUUUUGUAGUGUUAAAGAUAUAAUGGUGCCAAAGUCUGUUCUUUUUUUUUUUUUUUUUUCAGCACAAAAUCCUUCUGCGACAGUUCAGUAUGGGAGACGACAAACUUCAAAAACGUCAGCCAAUAAAGAGUCAUGAUGAAAGUGAGUCUGGGACAAGUCCUAACAUGUCAGUGUAUGAUUAGAGGGCGUAUCCCAAACUGUGGAUCAUUUACAGAUUAUUGUUGCUUGGACUGUUGUGACAUAUCCACCCGUAAAUACGACUAUUAUCUUAAGAUCAUUAGAGUUUUAUCACGGAAAAUAACUAAUUCCAGCGACAGGUGUUGUUGAGGGUGCAUUUCCUCUGUUCAAAUAGAGUUUUAUAACCUGUUACUCAGAGACUAUAUGAGGAGUAUGAUGUCAGGAUAUGAUGCAGGACUUUUUGGUUGUGAUACGACUUUGCUGUCUGUUUAAAUAAAUAAUGUCAUAUUUGUGGUAUCUUUUUCCUAGGUUUCUGUCUGCAGUAUCAACCACAAGGAUAUUUAUUUGGAAAUAAAUAAAUAUAAAUAAUAAUACAAAUAUUUGGAAAUAUAAAGCAUUGAUCCAAUAAAUAAGGAAGCUGUUUUGCUUAUGAACCCUCAUUAUGAGGCUGUGGUAAUUUUUCGUAAAUAGAGUAAAACUAUCUAAGAUUUUCUAAGAGAAGCAAAACUCUAAGAAGUUUGGGUAAAGUUGGUUAAUAUUUUAUUUCUAUCUCUGUCCUGUGACAUCCUGUUUUACCCCUUAAAUCUCUUGCAGUAAUCCAAACGUAUCUUGUUUCCAAACACUGCUUCGCCACUCCUUCAUGCUGUGCCGCUGACUGUCCCAUAUUUGUCCUGAUUUAUGCCCCCAGUUUUGCUCAAAGUCUACUGCUGUGACCACACCUACACAACAAUCCGUGUCCCCGUGGUGGCCUCAGUGAAGGAGGUCAUUGGUGCCGUGGCAGACAAGCUGGGGUCAGCUGAGGACCUGCUCCUGGUCAGCCUCAGCUCUGCAGGAGGUGAGAGCGGCAGCAGCUACAUACUAAUCAAAUGAUUGGAGACAAGCAUAAGGGGAGAGCCAGAGCAGGGUACCACAAUGAAUAAUCACAGGAUGAUUUAGUGAGUCAUUAGCUGUCUUUUGCGGUGAGUUAGCAGACUGGUAAUGGCCGCUGUGAUCGAUGUGAAAGAAUGGCCUGAAUAACCCCAGCUAAGCUGACUGCAAGAGGUUUCGGGUAGAAAUAGCUGCUCUUUAUGGUCGUUUUGUUCCUGUGUUUGUGACAGAAAGCCCUACUGCAGUCUUUAAACAUCUACACCUGACCUGCAUUUACCUUAUUACAGACAAAAUAACAAAUACACAACCAUAACCAUCGUCUUUCCUCGAGUUAAUCAUCAUCUCUGGUAUGUAACCUUUGGCAUUACAUGUAAAGAAAAGACUUUGUCUCGUUCUGACAUGAGUAUACUAUCGCAUUUAAAGAUCCAGUUGAGGAGCAGAUGGCACACUAUUUCAAUAUAAUGACAUAUCUUAUCUGGUAAUAACUUUUAUUGUUAUUAAAGCUGGAAUGGGAGCCUUCCAUAUGUUGUGGAGAGACAUUGGCUUAGCCCAAAAUGAACACAUGUUCACUUUGAAAGAUCCACAGCCAUGUAAACAGCAGUGUGAGACUGUAUCUGCAGAUAAGUGAUGCUUUUAGAUAUGUGUUAGCAUCAGUAUCAACAUGUACCCAGUGACUAUGCUGACAGCUCCUUGAGAUUGCGCCUUUAAGAGGAUAUUUUAUGGGUGUUUAAAAGAAAAAGCUCAGGUUUCAUUUAAUUCUUGGUGUGCAAUGUCUUUUUCAUGAAUGAAGAACUUAUUAAACUUGUGUUGUCGUUUUUUUUUUUUUUUUUUUGCAGAGAAAGUCAUCUUCAAGCACAAUGAUGUCUCAGUAUUUUCCACUCUCAGUGUUAAUGGGCGUUUGUUUGCCUGCCGGAGGGAUCAGCUGGAUUCUUUGGUGAGUUUAUCUCUUCCAGGAAUCACACAUUGAUCCUCGACAUGAAGAGGAGGCCCACUGAAGCCCUGUGCAAAGCUGCGCAUUGAUAACAACCUUUUCUUAAAUCUAUGGUUCUUAAAGGCCUCUGUAUAUCAAAUACUUAAAAAUGUCCAUGCUUUUGGUAUUCAUCUAGCAAGUCAAACUUAAUUCAUACUUACAAACAGCUGAACUUGGUGCUCGUGUCUCUCAUUUAGCUCUUUUUUUAGAUCUGUGUCUUUAAGCUUGCACUUACGUAAGAAGAACAUCCAUGCCUUUGUGGCAUCAACAAAGGUGUUUCAAGACAGGAUCAUCAACUAAAAAUCUGUUUUUAUUCAUUUUUUCAGACACCUCUGCCUGAGCAGGAGGGUCCCUCUACAGGGUUACUGGGCAGCUUUGAGUUAAUGAGCUCCAAGGAUGUGGCGUACUUCAUGACUUCCUAUGACUGGGAGCUUUUCAACUGUGUACAUGAAGUAAGGCUGCAAAACCAGAAGUGACUCAUUCUGUGAUGUGUCUGAUAAGAUUUUGAAGAUUAGCAUUUUGCAGCACAUCUAUUUUUAAGUUCUAGCGUUAGUAAGAGUUGAUCUAGUUUACUUUCACUUCAUUUCAUGUUGUGCUUACAAGAUUUCUCUGUUGGGUUUCUUCUUUGGCGUCUAUCAGCUUGAACUCAUCUAUCACACAUUUGGGAGGCAGAAUGUGAAGAAAACCACAGUGAACCUGGACUUGUUCCUGAGGAGGUUUAAUGAGAUUCAGUUCUGGGUGAUCACAGAGAUGUGUCUGUGCUCUCAGUUCAGUAAGAGGGUCCAGCUCCUGAAGAAGUUCAUCAAGAUUGCUGCCCAGUAAGAGGAACUUGCUUGUUCGCUUCCUGUACUUUAUGAUUCAGUCUUUUAAUUGGAUUUGCUGCCAUGACUGUGUCUUGUUUUCUGUCAAAGCUGUAAGGAGUACAGGAACCUGAACGCCUUCUUUGCUGUUGUGAUGGGACUGAGUAAUCCAGCAGUAUGCAGGUUGAAUCAGACCUGGGAGGUGGGUACAUGUAUAGUUUGAUCAUUAUAUGUCCUAAAUUAUAUAUAUAUAUGUAUCCUAGCUGCAAAUUAAUUUGACUCUUUUUAUUUUGCAGAAACUUCCCAGCAAAUUCAAGAAAUUUUACGGGGAAUUUGAAAACUUGAUGGUGAGUCAAAACAGCUCAAACUACACUCAAUUAAAAAUCAGUUUCCUGGCACUGUCAGCCAGUAAAGUGAGGUUUGAAGCCCUGACUGUGAUGGAUCUGUUUACCAAGCAGACGGCAGAUCUCAGAUCAGUGUGAUUGUUUCCACAGGACCCGUCCAGAAACCACCGGGCGUACCGACUCACGAUAGCCAAGCUGGAUCCUCCCAUCAUUCCCUUCAUGCCGCUGCUGAUCAAAGGUCAGGCUGGUUCAUCUGAUAUCUGAUCGUUUAUAAGCUGCUGAAUCACUUUUCCUUAAAAUGUAUUUGUCUUCACUUUUGCUCUGGUUUAUUUUCCAGACAUGACAUUCACUCAUGAGGGCAACAAGACAUUUAUCGACAACCUGGUCAACUUUGAAAAAAUGGUGAGGCUCUGCAGGUUCAGAUAAUUGUCUAUUUUAGCCCCUCAGUGUGUUAAUGAUAUACGUUUUUGAUUAUCACUCUUUAGCGGAUGAUAGCGAACACAGUGAAGAUACUGAGAUACUGCCGAAGCCAACCAUUCAGUAAGUUUUAAUCCUGAAGGUUUUAUUUUCUUGAUAACCAAAGAGUUUAUAUGUAACUACAGUUUCUCUCAGGUUUGAACCCUUUUUCACUCAUCCUUUCUUCUAAAUCAGGUCCAGAUUCUCCUCUGGCGACCAAAAACCAUCCAGAGGGUCGGACUUAUGUGCGUCAGCUUCACGUUAUUGACAACCAAAGGACUCUUACUCAGCUUUCUCAUGAGCUGGAGCCCCGCAGGUCUUGAGAACCACUCAGGGACACAAAUGUUACACUCUGAUGCUGCUUCAUGACAUGACGUGUGUUUGCAUCAGAGUGGAUCAACUCAUGUCAGCACAACAUGGAGGACCUAAAAUCAUGUUAAAUAAUGAGGUGUUGUGUCAGAUGCUGCUGCCUGACUUCUUAAGCCUUUUGUUACAGUCAUUUGUGAUAUUUUAACAACUGUUACUGCUGGUGGAUGAAUUCCUCUCAUAUCACUCUGUUGCAGAUAUCUGCAUCAUCUCAAUGUCAAACAAAAGCAACAACUGCAAAAGUGAGAGAUCUUUGUAGAUCUUGUUUAUCAAACUAACAUUUAAGAUUUAAACACUACGUGAAACUUCCAAAGUGCAAACUUCAUAUUUCUGAUAUUCAGUUGUUUCCUAUCUUUUGUAUUGAGCAGUAUUUAUACAUAUUUAAGUGUGUAAGAGUUUUAUGUGCUGUAAACUGUGAGCAGAUAUUUAUUUUGACCUCAGCAUGCACAGAAUUAUGAUGAUUGUUUGACUUUUUAUUCACGUGAGCACAUUUCUUUGUAAGUAUCAGUAUACAGUUAAGGUCUGAAAACUUUUUUGUGCUGUAAAUAUUAAAUAUUUUAAAUGUU
This is a messenger RNA of Xyrichtys novacula (pearly razorfish), 30400 nucleotides long. The record is from the annotation of a GenBank genome assembly. Lineage: Eukaryota; Metazoa; Chordata; Actinopteri; Labriformes; Labridae.